AUGUCGGAUCAUAGCCAGCUGACCUCAGUGGAGAAAAAGCGCCUCCGCGAUCGGCGAGCCCAGCAAAAUUCUCGAAGCAAGAAGUUACACCACAUCAGUCAACUUGAGGAGCGCAUCGCACGACUAGAAGAGCAGGUCGCAUAUUGUCGACAACACCACACUGAUGAAGGUUUUUAUCAGCGGACCGAGGAGAUGAAGAGCCUCCGGAGACAUAAUGAGUCUCUUCUUGCGCAACAGCGACAGCUGAAGAGUCUCGUGCAGUCCUGGGAUCUCGAUCUGCUCGAUUCUCCGACGGCUCCCACUAGAGCGUUUUAUCGCCCAGUAGGUGAUAACGAGGUCGCGCGUCCACCACCACCAACGGCAGUCUCUUUCAGCCCGAUAGACCCAUUGGAGGCUAGUAGGAGAACUCUUCCCAUCCCCCCAAUCCCCCCAAUCCUCCCACCACUUCCUCCAUUGGGAGUGACUAUGACUCCCACUCCCGGACCUACGGACUCGCCGAGCCCGCUGUGGAAACGUAUUCCACUCAACAACGACGACCCCUCUGCCCCUUACAUGUCCUUUCUCGCCUAUCCGGAGCAGAUCCGAGCAUCCCCAGACUCCCCGGCCUCUCCACUGGAUCUCCUGUACGGUUCCAAAACCAACGUCCUGGCGGACCUAGUCUACCGCACCACGAAGCGACGCCCGCUGCGUGACCCCGAGCGCCUGGCCUGCGGCUGGCUCGCUUACCACCUCUUUAAAUGGAUCUUCUCGCCUAGUCCAAGCCGCUUCGCCCGGCUGCCGACCUUCAUGCUCUCGGUAUCCGACCAGAUCAACAUCCCUCACCUCAGUUCGAUCGAUCUCAUGAUCUGGCCAGAGAUCCGCUCGAAUCUGAUCCGCCGCUGGCACAUCUACGAGGGCCAGCGAGACGAUCUCUUUGGAUUUCUGUCCUGCUGUAUCAAGGUCCGCUGGCCGUGGGGCGAGAGUAUUCUCGAGCGUGACGACCAGGAUCAACUCCGCAUCCGGCGCAGCUUCUAUGAGACGUUCAUGACCAUCGAGGGGUGGGGUCUCACCCCCGAUGUGAUCCGAAGUUAUCCCAGUAUACUAACCGGGGUGGAUCUACCAUCUAUUGUGUACGAGGUUCUCUGA
Messenger RNA from Aspergillus homomorphus CBS 101889, 1125 nucleotides. Its product is annotated as bZIP transcription factor. The record is from RefSeq and is a predicted model, not a curated record. The transcript has a single exon. Lineage: Eukaryota; Fungi; Ascomycota; Eurotiomycetes; Eurotiales; Aspergillaceae. Bases 1 to 1125 code for a protein of 374 amino acids.